This is a messenger RNA of Racocetra persica, 1756 nucleotides long. The record is from the annotation of a GenBank genome assembly. NCBI's taxonomy places the organism in Eukaryota, Fungi, Glomeromycota, Glomeromycetes, Diversisporales, Gigasporaceae.
GUUAUCUGGCAAGAGUUUCCUCAUAGCUAUAAAUAUUUCGAUAACUUAUCCGAGUUUGAAAUAUGGCAUGAAUCGAUAUCUGAAAACCAGCGUACAUUUCAUGAGGUUAUUCGAAUAGAACAGCCACAAAAAAUUAAGAUUAAUAUGGAUGGUGAAUUGGAAAAAUUUGCAUCAUAUUCUGAUCCUUUAGAUAGAAUAAAAAAGGCUUUAGGACAAAAAUCAUUUGAUGAGUCACUUAUCACUCAUAUUGAGAAAGAUUCUAUAGAACUCUGGCCAUAUGAAUGGGAAGAAGAUAAAAAGCUGAAAAAUGAGUCUGUCUCACGUGAGGAGAGUGAUACUGCAAUAAAAAUAGGAGAAAACCAAUUUCCUUUUCUGUCUUAUCGAAAUUCUAAUAAUGGCUUCGAUAUUUUUGAUAGAAUUUGGCCUACAACAUGUUUAAUCUAUGAAAAAGAGCACAUGAGAGAAGCAGAUCAUAAUAAGAAAAAAGUUAUUCCUCAUUUAGAUAGAUUAAGAGCUCGGCUUCAGCAUAGAUCACAGUCUUAUUCACAAAAUAACUUUACUGCUGUUAGAAAGAACAUUGAAAUAUAUAAUGCUAAAACAAUGCAUAGCUAUAAUUUACAAGCUAAACUUACAAGUGGUAACCGGCACUUGAUGCUUAUUAAAGGACAUUGUAGUAUUGCCAAAUCAAAUGAGACAGCAGAAGAAAUAAGAACACUUUGUCAUUUUGAUAGAUCUUCUGUUUCAACUCUCAUCAUAUCUGGUUGGCGUUCUCUUGCUCAUGGACAAAAAGUUCUUUUUGAAGAAUUUAAGUCUUACCUCGAGCUGGAUGCAAAAAAACUUAAUCCUAAAGAUACCCCUAAACUCAUUAUCAAUCCGGAAAGCAUUCACAAACUUGGAGCAACUGGCUAUGAUAUAAUUAUACUGGAUGAGUUUAAAACAAUCACUCAAAAUUUUAGUAGAUCUACUAUGAAAAAACCAAAGCUAAGUCAUGAUGUAUAUAAAUUCUUGCUUCAAUCUGCAUUAUUAAUAUUGGCUUUAGAUGCUACAUUAGAUUCAGACUUACUUAAUGUUGAAUUAAUUGGAGCUCUGAGACAAGGAUUAAAAGUCUAUAUUCUAAUGUUUGCUAGUGCAGAAAUGGCAGAGGCCCUUCAUAAGGAAUUAGAAUCUCAAGGAUAUCAAGGCAAGUAUUUUUCCAAACGACUAUCAGAAACUGAGAAAAAAGAAAUAUUUGUCGAUAUCAAUAAUGCAGUGGCAAAUCUUGACUAUUUGAUAGCAACUCCUGUGAUGACUUGUGAACCAAAUGCUUCUUUGGAAACUCAUCUUUAUAACGCAUCUCGUCGCAAUGCAUCUAAAAAUGAUUUUGUUAGUUUACUGACUGAUCGUCUUAGCGAAUAUAGUUAUAAUAUUAAUAUUGCCAAAGACUGCCCUUCUAUCAACUCAAAAUUUACAGAAAAUAAUGAAGACAAAGAAUUACUUUUACAGAUUUUGAGUGAUAUAAAAGCUUUGGAUAUUCGAGAAUAUUUAGAAAGAGAAGAGGAUAUAGACCCAGCCUAUAGACUUGCUUUGCAAAAAUACAAUCUCACAUCUUUUUAUAGAAAGACCUCUAAAGAUAUAACUGAAGAUUUUGUAGAAAAAUAUUCCCAAAAAGAGAUAUUUAUAGUUAUUGGAGACUCACGAGAGAAGGCUUCUUGCGAUUCAUUAUUGCCAAAAGUUAUUGCUUUAGAGGAGAUUUUACAAGGGAUGAGUUUUUCUUCAG